AUGGAGCAGGCUUCUCCUCCAAGAGGAGGACCCUCCUCUCCAGCCGCCUCUCGCGAGCCACGAUUGCAUCUCCCUUCGACUACCGAUCCUCCAGGCCCGCAGAACCCCCCAAAGCCGCUCGUCUGGCUGAUCUUCGGCGCAACAGGCCACAUGGGCCGCUCGCUCGUCAAAAAUGCCCUAUUCCGCAACGACCUCGUCGCCGCCGUAGGACGCACCUAUGAAAACAGCCCGGAAGCCAUGAAAGAGCUCGAAGAGGAGCACGAGAACUGCCUUGGCCUACUCUGCGACGUGCGGGCCCGCGAGACCGUGAAACGCGUCAUCGAUCAGACAAUUGCACGAUUCGGCCGCAUCGACGUAAUCGCCAAUUGCUCCGGGUACGGCGUGAUCGGGGCAUGCGAGGAUCAAGACGAGUUCGACAUCCGCAACCAAUUCGAGACCAACUUCACGGGCACAUUGAACAUGAUCCAGCUAUCAUUGCCACAUUUCCGCGAGCGGCGUGCGGGCCGAUAUCUCAUCUUCAGCUCGACCUCGGGCGCGCUAGGCGUGCCGGGCCUGGGGCCUUACUGUGCGUCGAAAUAUGCAGUUGAAGGGUUGAUGGAGAGUAUGCUGUACGAAGUGGACAGCUUCAAUAUCAAGGGCACGCUGGUUGAACCGGGUCAUAUGCGCCGUGAUGAUAUCGGGGACCUGGUCUCGCAUUCUGCCAUGACUGCUAACCAUUCUGCACACAAUCUCUCUUCGCCGCUGCCGCUGUACGGGCAUUUUCUGGUCAAGCCGCCUAGCGAGCCGUAUAAUACAUCUACAUCUCCGGCUGCGCAUGCGCGGCGUAUGCUUAUGUGGCUUGGAGAUAAGCAGCCUGCGUCUGCGGUGAAGGCUGCUCAUCUUGUCUGGGAGCUCGGCCAUUGCUCGUAUCCGCCGUUGCGACUUAUUCUUGGCACUUAUGCUGUUGAGAGUAUUCGGGAUCGAUUGAAGUGUAUCAUUGAGGAAAUCGAGGAUUGGAAGCAUCUCAGUUUCCCGCUGGGAGAAUCGCAGCCGGCUGCGAUGAGUCGAGAUCGCGCGUCCACACAGCCAGAGGGCGGGGAUGAUGUGACAGGGUGA
This is a messenger RNA of Penicillium cinerascens, 1095 nucleotides long. RefSeq names its product SDR family oxidoreductase. The record is from RefSeq and is a predicted model, not a curated record. The coding region runs from base 1 to 1095 and encodes 364 amino acids. NCBI's taxonomy places the organism in Eukaryota, Fungi, Ascomycota, Eurotiomycetes, Eurotiales, Aspergillaceae. The transcript has 2 exons.